Messenger RNA from Mus musculus (house mouse), 5245 nucleotides. RefSeq names its product stromal cell derived factor 4 (gene Sdf4). NCBI's taxonomy places the organism in Eukaryota, Metazoa, Chordata, Mammalia, Rodentia, Muridae. The record is from RefSeq and is marked reviewed. Gene Ontology annotation, cellular component: Golgi apparatus; Golgi lumen; late endosome. Gene Ontology annotation, molecular function: calcium ion binding. The transcript has 7 exons. The coding region runs from base 500 to 1585 and encodes 361 amino acids.
CGCGACUCGGAGACUGGAAGGCUCGGAGGCUGGAAGGCGCCUGCGCGACUCGGACGCUGGAAGGCGCCUGCGCGACUCGGACGCUGGAAGGCGCCUGCGCGACUCGACUCGGACGCUGGAAGGCGCCUGCGCGACUCGGAGACUGGCGCGGCCGGUUAGGCCUGGUAACGUGGGAGGAGCCCCGAGGCGCACCGUGGCUGGGGGUUUCGACUCCCCGGAGCUGAUAUCCAGGGCGGCUUUGAAGGAUAGGGCUGGGCCCAGAAUGAUUGACACGUGACCCCGCGCGCCAUUCCUAUUGGUUGCUUCGCAGAGGCUGCUUCCGCCCAUAAGAAAGAUGGCGGCUUCGAGAUUCGUACCGGAGGCCGGGUGUUUUUUUCCCCACCGUUCCCGGUUGUCUUAUUCGCCCCUUCCCGGAAGAAAGAUGGCGGCGGCCUGAGCCGAGUUCUGCGUAAGACUUGGCGGGCGCCCAGACCCGGCGCAUCAGAAGCCGGGGAGUCCCAUGGUCUGGCUGGUGGCAAUGACGCCCAGGCAGAGUUCCCUCUGUGGUCUAGCUGCUCAUGGCCUCUGGUUCUUGGGCCUUGUCCUUCUGAUGGAUGCAACCGCUAGACCUGCCAACCACUCAUCUACUCGGGAAAGAGCGGCUAACAGGGAGGAAAAUGAGAUCAUGCCCCCAGACCACCUGAAUGGGGUGAAGCUGGAGAUGGAUGGACACCUCAACAAGGACUUCCAUCAGGAGGUUUUCCUGGGAAAGGACAUGGAUGGGUUUGAUGAAGACUCAGAGCCACGGAGAAGCCGGAGGAAGCUGAUGGUCAUCUUUUCCAAGGUAGACGUGAACACUGACCGGAGGAUCAGCGCUAAGGAGAUGCAGCACUGGAUUAUGGAGAAAACAGCAGAGCACUUCCAGGAGGCCGUCAAGGAAAACAAACUGCACUUCAGGGCUGUGGACCCUGACGGUGACGGCCAUGUUUCCUGGGAUGAAUAUAAAGUGAAGUUUUUGGCAAGCAAAGGCCACAAUGAAAGGGAGAUUGCUGAAGCCAUCAAGAACCAUGAGGAGCUCAAAGUGGAUGAGGAGACACAGGAAGUCCUUGGGAACCUCAGAGACCGAUGGUAUCAGGCAGACAAUCCUCCUGCAGACCUGCUGCUGACUGAGGACGAGUUCCUUUCAUUCCUUCACCCUGAGCACAGCCGGGGCAUGCUCAAGUUCAUGGUCAAGGAGAUCUUUCGGGACUUGGAUCAGGAUGGUGAUAAGCAGUUAUCUCUGCCCGAGUUCAUCUCUCUGCCUGUGGGUACUGUUGAGAACCAACAAGGCCAAGACAUUGAUGACAACUGGGUGAAAGACAGAAAGAAGGAGUUUGAGGAACUGAUUGACUCUAACCAUGAUGGGAUUGUGACCAUGGAGGAGCUAGAGAACUACAUGGACCCCAUGAAUGAAUACAAUGCCCUCAACGAAGCCAAACAGAUGAUUGCCAUUGCUGAUGAGAACCAGAACCACCACCUGGAGCCCGAGGAGAUCCUCAAGUACAGUGAGUUCUUCACCGGCAGCAAGCUCAUGGACUAUGCCCGCAACGUGCAUGAAGAGUUCUGAGCAUGCCCCUCAGCUGGGGCCAGGUCGCCAGUGUCCUGUCUGACCCUUCCCAUGCUUCGAGGAGGCUAUGGUCCAGUGAGACCUGUGGAUGGCUGGGUCCAGAUUGGGUCUAAAAUGCUAUCUACCCUGAGUCCGGAGGCUUCCAUAGGCCCCAAGAAAGUGCUGUUCCAGAACCUCCUCCUUCUGUUGUGUCCAUAUGCUCUGGCUUAGCUCCUGCCAUGGCAUGGCCCAGGUUUAUUAAAGAUAUGCUUAAUAGGCUAUGUGUCCUCUCCAGCAUGUGUCUGAGGCAGUAGCCCUUCUGUACCAGUCAUGAGCUGAGCUGCAUUUGCUUGACCAAAUCUCUUUUCAGUUGUUAAAUUCUGUUUCUGAGAACUGCUUGGGAUGGUUGGUUCAGGUGAGGGUGCUGCACACAUGAGGGCCAGGAGCUCUGGGCUGGGCCCCUCUGUGUGCUUACCACACUGGGAAAUAAUGCAACUCUUGCAGUUUCCUUGAAAACUGAAAGAUUACGAUAAAGUUAGAUCAUAUUUCUCUGGAAAUGAUCAGCCCCACAGCCCUGGAGGUGCUGCCUCGUUGGUCUUGGAGGCCAUGGGAGUCGUCCCCAAACUCCUCAGAAACCCGCAGAGUCACUGUCUACCCUGUGAGAAAGUGCGGGUGCUUGUUGUAACAAGAAUCAUUACUUUAGCCAGCAGUAGUGGGUGGUGGUGCCACACACCUUAGUCACAGCACUCAGGAAGCAGAGGCAGGCAGCUCUCUUGAAUUUGAGACCAGCCUGGUCUACAGAGCUAGCUCCAGGACAUAACAUACAUCUCUGCUACACAGAGAAUCCCUUAUUUUGAAAAACAAAGCAUAUCAUUAUUUUAAAAUAGAAUUGCCUUUUUCUCACAUUGUCUCUCUCUCUGUUUCUGUCUGUCUCUUUCUCUCCCUCUCACCUUCUCUCUCUCUCUCUUUCUUUCUUUCUUUCUUUCUUUCUUUCUUUCUUUCUUUCUUUCUUUCUUUCUUUCUUUCUUUCUUUCUUGUUGUUUUUUGUUUCUUUUUUUUUUUUUUCCAGACAAGGUUUCUUUAUGUAGCCCUGGCUAUUCUGGAACUCAGUUAUCUACCUGCCUCUGCCUCUGCUUCUAAAGUGCUGGGAUUAAAGAUAUGCACUGCCACUGCCCAGCAAUACAUUGUCAUUCUUUAGAUGGGGAAAAAAAGGAAAAAGAAACACUGUGGGCUAGCUAGUUUACACUAGAAAUUUUUGAGGUGAACACUGGUUAAAGGGGUUAGUAGCUUUCAAUAAACAUUGAUUUUCCUCAUGAUAGAAGUGAAAAUAGGACCCAAAGGCCAGACAGGAAAGAGUACGAUGGGAUUUCAUGCACGAGAAAAGGUUAUGUGGGAUGAGGUUGGGCCUUGAGUGUGGGAGCAGCAGCAGAGUCUGAGCUAGGCAAGGUCUCUGGGCCAGUGCUCUUGAAGGUUUGUUUUGGCACUCAGGUCCCCUGCCUUGGUGUUAAAAGGGGAUAGAGUAGCUGUUAGGACAGCUGAGACCUCAUCACGAUCCCAGGCCUCUAGAUACCUGUGUGACCCAGUUUUCCCACAGGAAGCUACUUCUGUGUGUGGUGUUAGGUGUGUGGGGUGCAAAGCAUGGCAGCUCAUUAGUCAUUAGAGUGGAGGCACCGAGCUGAUUCCUAGGCAAAGAUGAGACUUGAAAACUCAGAAUGGUAAUGUGGACAGGAAGGUUUCAGCAGGUCCCAGAGUGGUCGGACACACAGCUUUUGAGUAUGGUUCUCUCAGUAGACUUUUAGACUUUGCCACCAUCCCUAUCCUGCUCUGCUCGUGCCUUGGCCUGGAGAUGGCAUCCAGGACCAUGUCUCCAGGAAAGGUGCAGAGCAUCCUUAGAAGCCCGCUAGAUACCUGACAGGUAGCUUAUAUAGUAGCGCCUGGUCUUUCAGAGGUUCUCAUUACUUCCUGUCUGGUACUCAAGGGGCAGCACCCUGUGGGAGUUGCUUUAGAUCCCUUGAACUGAAGGGAUGAGUGGGGCCUAGGAUUGCUAUCUUCCCUGCAGUUUUUAGGGGCAGCAGCUCAGUGGAUACAGUAAGGCCGGCUGCUGCUAGUGAUCUUUCCAGUACCAUGAAAACUACUCAGUUAAGCAGAAGGGACCUGCUGUCCUGUACAGAUCCUCUGCAGGGGAUUCUAGGAAUGAAGGACACAUCCAGGCUUCUCUGCACCUCUGUUCACCUGUGUGCAGAUGCUAAACUGUUUGGCCAAGUGUGACAGCCAAGGACAGCAGAGUUCCGAGGGGAGGGGGGGGGCCCUUAGGGUGGGGUGCUAACUGUUAAGCUACCUGGUCUUAGGACAGACCACCUGCCUUCCUUCCUGCUCACUAGGACUAGAGAAUGUUGCCCAGGAUUCCCUGAGGAUUCCUCUCCAGAGCCUUCACUGUACUCAGAAGCAUGGGGAGGGCAGUCUCUGUGACCACUUGGCCCGUUCUGGGUUUUUCUAUGUAUUCCCUAGCUCACCCUGACCUUCCAGGUUAGGUGUUUCCAUGAGAGGACUGGGGACUUCUGUUUUCACAUGUGAUCUUAGGUGGGGGAUUUCCAGCCCCAGUCCUAUUCCCUGCACUUAUUUUUAUUUAAACAGACUGUCUGUCUAUAUAACCCAGACUAGCAUGGAAUUCACAGCCAUCGUGUUUUAGUCUCCUGAAAACUGGGAUUACAGGUGUACACCACUAUGCAUAGCUAGCAUGUAAAUUCCCAGUUAGUUUGGGAAUUGAUAAUUAUGUCAUAUCACAGCUUAAAUGUGUAGUAAAGGCACUGCCCCCUGCUAACUCAUUUCCUCCUUCAGUGCAGUGGUUUGAGUGUAAGAAAAGAAGGCCCGCGUUGAGCUCACUGACACACACCUGUCGUCGCAGCAUUUGGGAGGUGGAGGCAGGAAGAUGGGGGGUACAAGGUCAUCGAGAUGGUUCACUCAGUAGAACUACUUGCCACAACCCAAAUUUGGUCCUCAGUAUCAACACCAUGCAGCUCACAACUGCCUAUAAUCUAGCUCUAGGGGGAUCAGACAUCUCUGGCCUCCUAGGGCCACGUGUAAGUCCCCUCCCCCAACAUACACACACACACACACACACACACACAGAGUUAAAAAUAAAUCUCUUUUUAAAAAUCUAAGCAUGGGCUACAGAAUGAGUUCAAAUGUUAGCCUGGGCAACUUAGUGAAACUGUUAAAAGAAAACAUGAAGAGAGCUGUGGCUCUAGCUCAGUGGUCGAACGCUGCCCAGCAAGUAAAACGCUUAGGCUCUUAGCAUUAUAAAAAAGGAAGGAGAAUAAAUCCACUGGCACGGAGAGAUGGCUAAGUAGUUAAGCUUGUACUGCUCUCUUGGGUGUUUUUGUUUUUGAGACAAAGUCUCUCUUAUACAAUCUGGCUGCCCUGAGACUUAACUAUGUAGACUGGGCAGAGCUGCCUGCUUCCAUCUCCUGAGUACUGGCUUUAAAGAAGUGUACUGCCAUGCCCAGUGGUAAGAGCAUGCGUUCUUGCAGAGAACCAAAGUUCAGUUUCCAGCACUCAUGAUGGUGGUUCACCACUGCCUAUAACUCUAGCUCUUCUGACUUCCCUGGGCAUUAUACUUACCAUACAUAUACCCUUCCCCCUCAAAAAAGAAAUAAAAUUAAAAAUAAAUUUUUUUCUUAA